Messenger RNA from Puntigrus tetrazona (Sumatra barb), 5752 nucleotides. RefSeq names its product testis expressed 2 (gene tex2). Gene Ontology annotation, molecular function: lipid binding. NCBI's taxonomy places the organism in Eukaryota, Metazoa, Chordata, Actinopteri, Cypriniformes, Cyprinidae. Gene Ontology annotation, cellular component: endoplasmic reticulum. Bases 297 to 3518 code for a protein of 1073 amino acids. The record is from RefSeq and is a predicted model, not a curated record. The transcript has 13 exons.
UGUGAUUGCUGCAGUCUGACGCGUCUGCGUGGGUUAUUUUCGCUCUGCUUCCCUGAUGUGCCGCUGUCACUGGAUUAUAAACACAGACAUGAUCGCAUCUACGGGCAGGAUCGAUUGUGGACGCGCGAAUGAAUACAUAACGCGCCGGGUGAGCUUCUGCGUGUAGUUUCGGCGAGAUAAUGAAGACGUGUAAUGGCUUCUGAAGUGUGAUCCAUGACGUCGUGCUAAGACACGAUUGCAGGUGGAGACUAAAUGUGUCCGUGGUCUCGAUGCUCUGAGCUCUUUUGAGUGGUGCCAUGACCAGUCAGGGUGGUGGCCAUGCAGACACACUAAGCCCCUCUUCAUCGUCCUCCUCUUCUCGGUCCUCAGCAGCUCGUAAGCUGCAGGUACAGCGCUCACUCUCCCGGGAUACCAUCACUAUACACUUUUCUGCCAAAGGAAAUGAGGAAGAGGAGGAGGAAGAGGAGCUCUACAGGCUAGCUCAUUCCCCUUCUGGUCUUGAACCUGAAGAUCAGGCUGUAAUCACAGCUCAGGAGGCCAGCGAGGAACUUCUCUCUGAAGGAUUAGAAGUGGACAUGGUCACGGGACUGUCAUCCCAGCCCCACAGUUCUGCCCUGGCUAUACAGCACCCCUCCAUCAGCUUGGGUGGCACCUCUACUUCUAGUCUUGCUAGCUUCUCGUGGCCCUCUGAACAGAGGUCGACUGCACCGGUACCUUCCACUCAUUCAGCUUCCUCCAGCUCAUCCCCAGCGAAGGCCUCUGGCCUUCCUUCAAAACCCUUUCUCAGCCUAGUCAAGUCCCUUUCCACUGAGGUGGAAUCUCGUGAGGUCGCUCCACAGCCAAUAAGGCACCGGCAUUUGAUGAAGACACUGGUUAAGUCUUUGUCUACAGACACCACUCGAUCUGAGCAGGAGGCUUCGUCGACUCAUCGCCCUGCAGAUUCCCGACUCAAUCUGCACCUCUUUAAACCUUUCACCCAGUCUCGUUCUCCUGCAGCCAGUGGAGACUCCAAAACUGCUCCCUCAUCACCCCUAACCUCACCCGAUAGCCGCUCCUUCUUUAAAGUACAGGAGGUGGAGGCACGUAUUGAAGACACAAAGCGCCGUCUGUCAGAGGUCAUGUGUGAGCCCCUUCAGCUGCUCAGCAAAAUCAUUGGCGAGGAACCUGGUUCCAUCAGCGCAAACACUUCAACAUCCACAACAGCAGGAGUCUCUUACCGGUCCAGAAACCUUUCUUCUAGCGCCUCUGAGCUCUCCAACCUGUCUGCCCUCAAUGGCCACUCAGAAAGCAACAAUAACUACUGCAUCAAGGAAGAGGAAGACCAGGAGGGCGAAAGUCCACUUGAGGGGCCAACUGUUGAGCUGCCUUUGCACAAGUCACCUUCUCUAGGCUUGGACAGGUGUUUUAUGUCAACACUUGCACGUCAAGAAGACGAAGAGUUUUGUGAGCUCUAUACCGAAGACUUUGAGCUCUGCACAGACACAGAGUUAGAUGGAGAAGAGCCUCGUUCAUCCCAGAUCCGAAGAGGGAGCACAGGGGGAUGCAGUGAGGAACCAACUGAAGGAGGAGAAGAGGAAGAAGAAGAUGAUGAGCCUCCUGGAGUACCCCACAACGCACUGAUUCUUCUUAUAUCUAUAGUUUACGGUUGCUUUGUGUUGCCACUUCCUACGUAUGUGUGUUGGGUGUUGAUUGGAGUUGUGGCAGGAUUCAUGCUAGCAAUUCUAGUGGUGUGGUUGUCGGCAAGAGGCAGAUCUUCAUAUGGCCGUCAUGGCAGCUGGAGCAGAAGAGAGAAAUGGAACAGGGUUCCUCUGGAUAUCAAAGAACCAACAAUCUACAAGGGUUGGAUGAACGAGAUCCACAGCUAUGACCCUGAGACUUAUCACGCCACACUUACUCACUCUGUGUAUGUGCGUCUGGAGGGCUCUGUCCUGCGACUGUCCAAACCUAACCGCAAUAUUCCCCGCCGGGCAACCUUCAACGAGCUCAAACCUGACAUCACCUAUGUUAGUCAGAAAAUCUAUGAUCUCACUAACAGUAAGAUCUACCUGGUGCCUCAUAGCCUGGCCAGGAAAAGAGUGUGGAAUAAGAAGUAUCCCAUCUGCAUUGAGCUGGCCAAGCAGGAUGACUUCCUGGCUAAAGUGCAGGGAGAGAAGUCUGACAUGGUGGAGGAGAAGACCUCUGCUGCAGGAGACAGGCCUGAGGCUGUAAGCACUAGUGAGGAACCUAAGAGAGUGCACGCAGAACCUGUGCUGUACCUGUUUGGGAGAACAGGAAGAGACAAAGAGGAGUGGUUCAGAAGGAUGCUACUUGCGUCUAAGCUGAAAUCCGAAGCCAAGAAACCCUCUGGCCUGCCUACAACAGGCUGUAUGUCUCAUAGCCGCAGCAGCAGUCGUGGCAGUCUGGAUGAAAUGCUCCAGUCUCAUCCCAGACAAAAAGACAUUGAUGCCAGUGUUAAACAGAAAGUUCUGGAAUACAAUGUCUACAUGGCCAAAUAUGUCAGCCAGUCUGCAGGCAGCCCCACCACAAGUCCUGUUCAGAGUGCUGGAAGUAGCCCAGGAAUCAUGAAAAAGUUUCCAUCCAGUCGUGAACAGGAGUCCGAGUCCGAGUCUGAAGCCUGGGUCAAUGCACUUUUAGGUCGCAUUUUCUGGGACUUUCUUGGAGAGAAAUACUGGGCAGAUGUGGUGUCCAAAAAGAUCCAGAAAAAGCUGAGUAAGAUCAGGCUGCCGUACUUCAUGAAUGAACUGACCCUCACUGAGCUGGACAUGGGAAUAUCUAUUCCCAAGAUCCUUAGCUCGUCCAAACCAUCUGUCGAUCACAGAGGCCUUUGGUUUGACUUGGAGAUCUCGUACAACGGUUCCUUUCUAAUGACUCUUGAAACCAAGAUGAACCUGACCCGACUGGGAAAGGAGGGGGAAGGACUUGGAGAACAGGGAAAAGAAGGAACCAGACCACGCACUUACUUCCUGGCCGACAGUGACGAAGAGUCAUCGAGUGCAGGUUCUUCUGAUGAGGAGGAUGCUGUGGAAGUGCCUGAGAUUCCAGGAAUGGAAGGUUAUGUUGGGGGACACCGACCCAGCAAAAUCAUGCGAUUUGUGGACAAGAUCGCCAAGUCCAAGUAUUUCCAGAAAGCCACAGAGACUGAGUUCAUUAAGAAGAAGAUAGAGGAGGUGUCCAAUACGCCACUGCUCCUGACGGUGGAGGUUCAGGAGUGUCAAGGAACACUAGCUGUCAACAUUCCACCACCUCCAACAGACAGGAUAUGGUAUGGUUUCAGAAAUCCUCCUCAUCUGGAACUGAAAGCUCGGCCUAAACUGGGUGAGAGAGAGGUUACUUUUGCUCAUGUGACCGACUGGAUAGAAAAUAAACUCAAUCAGGAGUUCCAGAAAAUAUUCGUAAUGCCAAACAUGGAUGACGUCUGGCUGCCUAUCAUGCACUCUGCCGUGGACACGCGUUCCAAUGCCAAUGCCUUGAAGAAUGAAGAAAGCUUGGACCCUGAGGAGUCCCUUGAGGACAUGUGAAGAUUAGUUACUGUAUCACACAAAAGAUGAACACUUCGGUCCCAUGAGGGCAGGACUAUACCUGAGUUGAAAAUUACAGGUGCCAUAUUGCCCAUUGAACAGAGCUGUGAAAAAUCUGAACACAUCGAUAACUAAAAGAAAGGACAAUAUUGCUUGCUUGCUUGCUUUUGAUUUGUUCGGAACAGUAUGAAUGCACAUGCUGCUGGCUCUCAAACAGGAUUGGUUUUGGUGACCAUAGUAAAAUGUAUACAGGUGAACAACUGUGAAAAAGCAGUAUAGGACACGGAAGACUAGGUGAAGUGUAUACACUACCUCUGUUUGAUGCACGCUGACUUACCAAAUGUCCUAGUGUCGCAUGACGAAACCUAAACUCUUUGCUUCGAAAGCAGAUAUGAAUUACAACCCGAGGGCUUUCACUGGACUUUUGGUAUGACAGAGUGCCUGCAAAGGGUUCUGUAUUUGGGGCCGUGCAUCCUUGGGAUGUAUAAAACACGCGACAAACACCAGUAACGGAUGAAUCUGGUCAUUUUAACAGAAACUCUAAGCCAAAAGGGGGCAUAUCUGAGAUUUGCACCCAUUUAUGAUUUUCUCAUGAUUGUCAUAUGCUUCAAGCAGCAAAUCAUUUAUAAGACACAACAGACCUACUAGUACCACCAUUAUCCUCUUCCAUUCACUGCUGCCUGAGCCCUCUGUGUGGCGUCUGAUUAUGCAAUUAGAUCAAUUUCACUGUGCUCAAGAGGGACACCAGCCAAUAACCUCUCAUCCCUAAGCCAUCCCUUCCGAAGCGGACUAUUCUAGAGGAUAGGGUUUAAGAGCUAUGUAAGAUGUCUCUAAUCAUCGCCCCUCUGCAAUGGCCGUAGAUCAGUGGUUCUCAAACGGCGAGUCUCGGGGCUGUUCCGAGAGAAAAGCAGGGAUUAAGAUGCAAAGUUAGGACAGCAAGAUAAAUACGCCAAUCUUUUAAAAGGGGUAAAUGCUUUUUAUAUCUUUGUAUUGUUUGAGUUUGCCAUGUUCUGGUACAAAUUCAUGUCACAGAACUCAAAACAGAUCUGUUUGUAGAGCAACCUGAAAGGGCAAAUUUGCUGGGGUUGUUAUUUCUACUGGUUUUUAGAAGGAUGUUUUAUGAUUGUGCAAAUACAAUAAGUGCGAUAACAGUGCUUUCACAUUUUUACAUAACACUCAAAUGUAAAUUUUAAGCCACAAAUUUUUCCAUAAUCUAUUUUUUUCCCCUCUGGGCAAUUGAACAGACAAAUGCGGAUAGACUGAAUAUGAGGCAUGCCCUCACCUUUAAAAACCAUUAACAAAACUGCACAAGGUGUAUAAAAAAAACUAUGACUACAUAUUAUCUAUAUAUUUACGCCCACCACAAUGUUUCUUAUUCAGCCUGUCUUGUAAAUAACUUUGUAUAUUGUUGGGUCGUUCAUGGUAAUAUCAAUAUAUUUCAGCGUUUGAUUUUUGAAGGGUGUUUUUGUUUACUUUUUUGAAUGAGAAUCAAUUUUGGACUGUGUUGAGACGUCCGAUCUAGAAUCUGGGUCCUGAAGCAAAACCGGUUGAGAACCACUGGGCUGUACCUCACGUUGCAUUUCAGAUCAAGGCUCCAAAUAAGUGCUAUUCUAUUUCCAACGCAGAAUAUCUUCAUAUCUUGUGUACAUGUGAAGCAGAUUGUUGAAUGUAAAAAGAAAAAAAAAAAACUUCAUAUUUUUGUCUACCUUGUUUGGCAUAGUUUGUCAAGUGUUGCUAUUUUUGUUGCCGUCAGGUAGACUUUUUUUUUUUAUUUACUGCACUUGCAGGCCGUUGGUGUAUUAAAUCAUGUAGGUAGUUUCUGUUAAAUAACAGUGGCAAGUGAAAUUUUGCUAUCUAAAGUUAUAAUGAAUGAGUUUUCACAUUCAUCCAUUAUCAGCUACUUAGCAGGUAUUGACAGGUCUGAAAAAGUGUUUUAUAUCCAACACAAAUUCUGUAUCUUAGCUGCUGCUGAGAUUUCAGAGAACAUGAAUUAUGUUUUUUCCCACAUCCUUUUUGCAUUUAAUUUAAAGCAUCGAUGCUACAUAUACUUUGAUUUCUACGCGUUUAUUUUGUAUCGUUGGUUAUGCUUCAAAAUUGCCAUUCACAAUUGAUCCUUUGUGUGCGUUUUGCCAAUUGCCGUUUUCUUUGCGCAAUAUUUCAUUCGAAUAUUGUGUUCUGCCAUAUUGACAACAUGAUUGUGUGUGGAAAUUGAUAAACUGCUUUUGCAAAAAUAA